CCGCGGGCCGGGGCGAUGCUUUGCGCUUCCUGCCCAUGGCGCUCCCCGCAGGUCCCGCCGCGGCCCCGGCCCGGCCCCGCGCAGGGGAAGAGUAAAGGGAAGGGGAAGGGGCCGGGCCAUAAAGUCUCGCGGGCGGGUGCGGGAGGCGGUUUGAAAGAUGGCGGAUGAGGUGGAUCAGCAACAAACAACAAAUACUGUAGAGGAGCCACUUGAUCUCAUCAGACUCAGUCUAGAUGAGCGAAUUUAUGUCAAAAUGCGGAAUGACAGAGAGCUUAGAGGCAGGCUUCAUGCAUAUGAUCAGCACUUAAAUAUGAUUUUGGGUGAUGUGGAAGAAACUGUGACUACAAUAGAGAUUGAUGAGGAAACCUAUGAAGAGAUUUAUAAAUCUACCAAAAGGAAUAUUCCGAUGCUCUUCGUCAGAGGGGACGGCGUUGUGCUUGUAGCUCCCCCGCUGAGGGUUGGUUGAAGCAACAAAGGAUUUAACCUUCUUGGAAAGUUCCAGACUUUGGACAGUGGUUUGUGUUUCAAUCAUGUGUCUCAAAAUUCUGUAUAUGUUUUUUUAUAAAAUGUUUUUGGCUGUUCUUUUGGGAAGGGAGGGAAAGGGAACCAGUUUGUCUGGCAGAAAGUACAUGUAGUCAGUUGAAGCAGUGUAAACCCAACCUGAUUUUCUCAGAAUUAAUGUAACUGCUGUAAAUUGACUGUCUUGUCACAUCAGUAAAAGAAUCCUUCAUUUCUUUCAAUCUUGGUAAUAGCAUUGUCUUUUUAUGUUUGUUUGUUUGAAAUAAAUUUUGGGUUAUCUUUCAGA
Molecule: messenger RNA, 805 nt
Organism: Pipra filicauda (Wire-tailed manakin)
Lineage: Eukaryota; Metazoa; Chordata; Aves; Passeriformes; Pipridae
Gene: LSM3
Product: LSM3 homolog, U6 small nuclear RNA and mRNA degradation associated
Exons: 4
Coding region: 158-466 (102 amino acids)
Biological process (GO): P-body assembly; mRNA splicing, via spliceosome
Cellular component (GO): Lsm1-7-Pat1 complex; U6 snRNP; P-body
Molecular function (GO): RNA binding
Source: RefSeq, a predicted model, not a curated record